GCGGAGCGCCGUCGGUUCAGCCUCAGUCCCCCGCGAGCGAUAGUCCCAGAAGGACGGGCCGCCACUGUCAACGAGACACUCUGCGACGAGUGACGCGUCGCCUGACGCGCGAGUGACAUUUCCAAAGUGACAUUUCGGGAGGGACUCGACCCCCCGCGUAUGGAGAGCAGCGACUGUCUUUUUCGAGUGACCUAGUGACACGUGCGGUGUGUGCAUCGUGACGCGGAUGGAGUCGCAGGAGAGGCGGGAGUGACAGUGAAGUGACAGUGAAGUGACAGUCGAGUGACAUUGGAGUGACGCUGGAGUAACAGUCACUCCCACAUGUAGGCGCGCCGAGUGCGGAUUGCCAGUCAAGUCGUUGAGGCAGGAUGGCUGCCGCGCUCCAAUUCCAGGCCUGGCUGGGCGUGCAAGCCUGGUUGUGGCUGUGCCUGCUCGUGGCCCUGGGGCCGCGCCUGGCCCACGGCUGCAUGUGCGCCUUCACGCACCCCCAGGAGCAGUACUGCCGCGCCGAUUUCGCGGUGCUGGCCAAGAUCAUCCAGGUCAAGGACGAGGGUGACUACUUCAGGCGGUACGAGGUGGCCGUCAAGCGGACCUUCAAGGGUGGCCUCGAGGCGCGCAUGCUCAUCAAGGAGGCCGGCGUGGUGGCGUCCUCGGUGGACAGCAUGUGCGGCGUGACCCUGGACGAGGGCGAGAGCUACCUGCUGAUGGGCCGCGUGUACGACGGCCAGCCCAGGGUGUCGCUGUGCGACUUCCCCACCCCCUGGCGGAAGGUGACGGUACGCCAGCGGAAGGGGCUGCGCCAGCAGUACGAGGCCAGCUGCAGUUGCAAGCCCCGGGACUGCCCGUGGUGGGGCGGCUCGCACCGCGCGGAGAGCUGCUUGAUUGCCCACUCCGUGUGCACCUCGCACCGCAGCGCGCUCCACAAGGACCUCAAGGGCCACAAGCAGCAGCGCUGCAACUGGCUGCGCGGCCGCGUGCUGGACGACUGCCUGCGGGGGGCAGGCAUCGCCAACGUGGAGGCCGAGCACUCCUGGUGGCUGCACAAGCAGCACAAGCCCCUCGACAAGCACAAGCACCCCGAGAAGCAGGACGGCGGUCCCGGGCACACCAAGCAGGAGAACCUGCCCGAGCUGGAGGAGUUCCCUGUCGACCAGGGCGCCGCCGCGCCCGGGCCCGACCCUUGAGGCCUCCCGCCGCACUGGCCGGGUGGCCACCCUAUAACCGCCGAGGUGGAAGGUGGCCACCCUACUUCCCUUCCCCAAGAGGAGGCGGGUUCACCCGGCGGUGGUUUGCCGAUGGCUCGGGGAGUAGCCCGGCUAGCCGGGGCCGAUAAAAUAACCAUUAAAGAUAAAAGCAGCGCCCUCCAAACGACGCGCCCCGCCUUGUCCAGGAAGGCGUCAUCCUCAUCGAGAAGGCGCGUCGAAUACCGAAAGUCUAACCACUUCCCAGGAAGCUUCCGCGCGACUCCCACACUGCAAAGACUUUGCCCAGGAGCGCGUGCCACCGGACACAGCCCGCGUCCGUUUUAUUUUUGUACAAACUUUUACGUGUAGAGAGAACUAAAACGUGUAAAUACCACCAACUCGCCAAUAAACCCAUUCUCCGCUGUCA
Messenger RNA from Thrips palmi, 1611 nucleotides. It is a transcript of the gene Timp, whose product is annotated as metalloproteinase inhibitor 3. Lineage: Eukaryota; Metazoa; Arthropoda; Insecta; Thysanoptera; Thripidae. Gene Ontology annotation, biological process: negative regulation of endopeptidase activity; negative regulation of membrane protein ectodomain proteolysis. The transcript is spliced from 5 exons. Bases 369 to 1184 code for a protein of 271 amino acids. Gene Ontology annotation, cellular component: extracellular matrix. The record is from RefSeq and is a predicted model, not a curated record. Gene Ontology annotation, molecular function: protease binding; metalloendopeptidase inhibitor activity.